Anopheles coustani is the source of this 2285-nucleotide messenger RNA. RefSeq names its product fasciclin-3-like. The transcript is spliced from 11 exons. Bases 603 to 2285 code for a protein of 560 amino acids. The record is from RefSeq and is a predicted model, not a curated record. Lineage: Eukaryota; Metazoa; Arthropoda; Insecta; Diptera; Culicidae.
ACUCACGGUCGGUCGGUCGAUUUUCGCUGGACGUCUGGAUUUUUGGUACGUUUUAGGCUAGUUACGUCAAGAGAAGUUUAGUUUUUCUUACGCGAGUGUUUGCAGUGGCGGAGCAAAGCGAAAAAAGGUGAGCUGGCAAGAAAAACGAGUUUUCGUUCGACCGUCGUCGGCGUCGAGAAAAAGAGAUCACAGUGUGUUACGCAAAUAUAGAAAAAAAGGCUCUCGAGGCUGGAAAAUCGAGCCAGCCGUGGAUGCGGUGGUGAUUGUGCCCGUGAUUACCCGAAGAGCCUCUGACAUAAUCGUUCAACCAGUGAGUUGUGCCUCCAAAAGCCGCAGUUACGGAUGUGGAUCACGCUCGGAUCGAUCGAGGAAAAAUUCUGACCAAAAGGCUCUCUUUUCGUGGUUACGUUGCAGUGAGUGUGUGUUUCCCACCCCAAAGUGUUGAGAAUAAGAAGACGAAAAACCCUUUUCCUCAUCGGCGUGCGAGGUAAAGUGGUAUCCAAACAAAGAGUGACGAACGAAGAAAAAGGUACAAAUCAUCGUCUCUCCAAGAAAACUCGCCGGGUUUUGACUUCAGUUCCGCGCUCGGCGUUAGAUAAUUAAUGAAUUCGAAAAUGCAAACACUUUUCCUGACCGGUCUGCUGGCGGCGUUCGCUGCGUUCACAGCAUUUGCAUCCGCGCAAGUCGUAGAUAUCGAUCCGCGAAUGGUAACAGUGGUAGAAAACCAGGAAAAUGUAAAUCUCCACUGUCGGAUAGGUCGCCCUACCGGUUUAUGCCUUAUACAAGUACCCGGAUAUGGACAGUUUUCGCUGUCACCCAACGAUGCAACUCAGCACCCGGGCUUGAAGUACUACGGUGAAGGGUACGAACGCGGCUCGUGCGGCGUGACCAUCGAGCGCGUUACCGUGGACAACGCCGGUAACAUGACUUGCGUUCUGCUUCCCACUGGUGGUGGAGGUGGGACCCUGACAGGCUCCAUCGAAAUUGUGGUCGCAUUCCCGCCGGUUCCGCCACAAAUUGAAGUCAAGUCAGGUAACCUGGACCAGGUGCAGGUGGACAGCAGGCUGGAAUUCGAGUGCGUUGCUGCUCAGGGAAAUCCGGCAGCAAACAUUUCGUGGUUCUUGGACAACGAACAAAUUUACCAAGGUGUGCGCCCGAUCGAGCCAGAGGAAAACUUUGACGAAGCGUCAGGAAAACGACACUUCACUGCCGUGUCCACUCUGAGCCACACAGUCCGCGCGGAAGACAAUGGCAAACGGUUGACUUGCCAGGCCGAGCAUCUAGCCUAUCCGGAUGGCGUUUCGCGUACCGACCUUGUCUUGAAUGUCAACUUCCAACCGCAGGCCUUGCCCGAUCAGACCAUCUAUGGACUGCAGUUGGGACGCACCGCCACGGCCAGUUUGGUUAUCAAGGCGAACCCCCCACCGAGGAUCAUGUGGAACAUUGACGGUAUUGACCACCACCAGGGUAGCGAGAACGGCCGGUAUGCCGUUCCUAACCCGGAAGCUUUGGGUAACAAUCGCUACAAUGUGUCGCUGACGAUCGCCGGCCUGACCCUGGAGGACCUGUCGAAGACGUACACGCUGCGUGCGUCGAACAGCUUCGGUGCGGAAGAUUAUCGGGUGAUGUUGCGCUCGCAGGACGAAGUUAUCAACGAGUCAAGCGGUGUCGGCAUUGGUGAGAUCGUCGGUUUGGUGCUAGCAGUACUGAUCGUGCUGACCGCCGUGGCCCUGAUUCUGGUGGCCCGCGCUACCGGCAGAUGGUGCUUCCGAGGCAAAGGCAGCUCGACGUCCACCAGUGCGGCAAAAAUUGGUGAAACAAGCGACACCGAAAGCGCCGAGAUGAAGCAACCGGUAUCGAAAACGCAACGUUUCAUGAACAUUUUCACUCAACGUGGCCCACGCAGUGGCGGAACGGAGCGGGCUGUGGAUGGCCCGGCGCCAGAGGUGGUGGACGAACAGGACGGUAAACAAGAGGAACAGAGUCCACAGAAGGCGUCAAAGGACGACCAAACGCUUGUCUACGCGGAAUUGGAGCUAAAGCCGGCGGAAAUUUCGUUCGUGAACAAACCACCGGCUUCGAACGAAUCGACAGAGUACGCGGAAAUUCUGUACGUACAGCAGGGUGGAGCGGGCGCCGUGGCCGAAGGUGAGAUGGCACCGACGUCGGCCACAACCCAAGCGCGUCACAAUUCGGGCGAAGACAAUCGUCCGGUCAUCGACGGGAGCGCUCCGGUAAAAGCGAGCACCAAAAAUGAAAAAGUAGUCGCCUCCGGAGGAAAAUAA